Penicillium oxalicum is the source of this 1464-nucleotide messenger RNA. Its product is annotated as putative C6 transcription factor. Bases 1 to 1464 code for a protein of 487 amino acids. The record is from RefSeq and is a predicted model, not a curated record. Gene Ontology annotation, biological process: positive regulation of transcription by RNA polymerase II. Gene Ontology annotation, cellular component: nucleus. NCBI's taxonomy places the organism in Eukaryota, Fungi, Ascomycota, Eurotiomycetes, Eurotiales, Aspergillaceae. The transcript has a single exon. Gene Ontology annotation, molecular function: DNA-binding transcription factor activity; transcription cis-regulatory region binding.
AUGGAGGAGCCUGUUGCGCCAGUCCUGCCAAAGACCAGGAUUCCUGAUUCUUUGAAACACAGUGCAGCACCCAUUUUCGAAGAGGAGGCGUUUUUGUCGCCGGGCACAUUCUCAAGUGCGGAUGAGUAUGCCGCGAAUCCGCGCUUCCUCGAAUUGCAGGAAGAGCUCCGUUGCGUGCUCUUCUCAUCCGUUGCCAGCUUUGACCCAAGCGAAGGCACGUCGACGGUGCCUUCUGAGCACCCGGAAGCACAGGCCAAGUCCCGCCCGACACUUGACUUCACGAGGGUGUCUAUUCCCAAAAUCAGGUUGAUCUUGUAUCUCAAGAAUUGGAUCACCGAGUGUGCGCCGUAUCUGGAUAAAUUCGAUGAGUUACGCCAUUUCGGCGUACACAUUCCGAUCCUGGCGCAACGGUCGCCGGCUUUGUUCUACGCUAUUCUCGCCUUCUCUGCGCGACAGACUGAGCGCAAGGCUUGUCUGGACAAGGCCUACGAUAGCCUAGAGCUCUAUCAAGAAUCGAUCCGGCUCUUGACUCCCUUGCUGCAAGCGAAGGAUCCUAAUGUUCUGGUCACGGUGUGCAUCCUGGCAGUCAUGGAGCUCAUGUCCGUGAGCCCCCGCGACUGGAGGAGGCACGUCGAAGGCUGUGCGGCCCUGUUCGACUCGUUCAACGUACAUGGGCUGUCGGGAGGACAUUUGUCUGCCACAUUCUGGACGUACGCCCGCAUGGAACUCUGCGGUGCGAUCAUCUCCGGAGGCUCCGAGUCCACCGUGUUGCCCUUGGAAAAAUGGGUUCCCGCAGUGCCCGAGAACGCGACCCCCCGGGAGAAAGAGCUCAUGAUUCGCGACAUGUUCUAUCAAGACGGAUGCGCUUCGCCCGACAUGCAUGCCAACUGGGCGGUGUAUCUCUGCGCAAAGACGUGCGAUCUCUCAUGUCGCCAUACGAGAUACGUGGAGUUGGGCGAGCGAAUCGAAGACCCUCGCCCCUUUGCCGAGCAAUGGACCUCGCUGUGGGAAGAGCUGCAAUUCUGGCUUGAAAACCGACCUCCUGCCAUGUUGCCCAUCAAAACUACCGGUAUUGGAGGCGGUCAGAUUUUCCCUGAGAUCCUUUUUGCCCACUGGGCGGCCAUAUCUGGAAAUCAACUUUAUCAUGCUGCUUGCAUCAUGAUGCUUGAUAUGAAACCUCCAGGCAAGAUGUUGCCUUUGGACAAGGCGCAUUACUCGUCUAUCUGGCAUGCCCGUCGAGUCUGCGGCAUCUCAUUGACGAAUCCUCAUUCUGGAAAUCUGAUCAACGCCAUUCAGCCCUUGUAUAUAGCGGGAAGAUUGCUCAGCCAUUACAGUGAGCAUGUAGAGGUGGCCAAGCUCUUCAAAAUUGUAGAAGAGACAACUGGUUGGGGAGCGCUCUGGAGACUGAAAGAUCUGGAGCGGGCGUGGGGUUAUGAACCAGGGGAAAUUCUGGCUGUGAUUUGA